UUGCGUUGUUGAUCGGCUGGGGUGAGUCUCCAUUUGCCUGCAACUUCGAGAUGGGGGAGGCUGGUUGAGGAUCGCGGCUAAGAUGGCCGUGAGCUCUGCGCCCCUCUGGCUCCUGGUGCUGCUGGCGAUCGCCCAGUGGGAGAGUUCCGUUGGCGCCUCCUCCCACUCCCUGAAGUAUUUCUACACCUCCAUCUCGGACCCCAGUCAGGGGCAGCAGCCCCACUUUGUCGCUGUGGGGUACGUGGAUGGUCAGAUCUUCAAUUACUACGACAGCCACAGCCAGAGGGUGCAGCCUCGAGCCUCCUGGAUGGAGAAGUUGGGGAAGGAGGAUCCCCAGUACUGGGACAGAAACACCCAGAUAAUACGUGGCCAUGAGGAGUCGUUCAGAGUAAACCUGGAGACUCUGAGGAGUCGCUACAAUCAGAGCGAAGGCCUUCACACAUUGCAGUGGAUGUAUGGCUGUGAGCUCCAGAGAGAUGGAAGCAAAGGUUGGUUUUUCCAGUAUCGCUACGAAGGGAGGAACUUCAUCACCUUUGACAAGGAGACCCUCACCUGGGUGGCUUCCGAUCAACAGGCCCAGAUCACCAAAAGGAAAUGGGACGCUAUUCCAGGAUAUAAUCAGAGAUGGAAAGACUACCUGGAGGAAAUCUGCAUUGAGUGGCUGGAGAAGUACCUGUCCUAUGGGAAUGACACACUGCUGAGGACAGAGACCCCAAAGGUGAUGGUGAGCAGCAGGAAGGAGGUGGAGGAUGGGAUGGAGACGCACAUCUGCCGGGUCCAUGGCUUCUACCCCAGGGAGAUCGAUGCCUCCUGGAGGAGGGAUGGGGAGGUAUCGCUGGAAGAGACCUUCCAUGGGUCUGUGGCCCCCAACGCGGAUGGGACCUACCACUACUGGAUCAGCAUCCAGAUCGACCCCAAAGAGAGGAGCCGCUAUCGGUGCCACGUGGAGCACGACGGCCUGCAGGAGCCUCUGGACUUGGAGCUGAAGGAACCAUCCAAUUCAAAAUCCAACCUGGGGCUCAUCAUUGGCUGUGUUGUGGCUGCCCUUGUCCUGGCGUCUGCGAUUGCUGGGAUCCUGGUAUUCUUCAAGGGACAUCAAACCAACUACAAUGCAACACCAACAAGUGACAGAGGACCCAGCAGUUCAGAACAGGGAAGCAGCCGGGUCAUUUAGCAGCCUCCUCCCAGCAGCCCCAGUGGACAGUCCCAGCAGGAGGAGAGAGGAGUGGACAGUCCCAGCAGGAGGAGAGAAGAGAGACAACAGGAUCGACCUCCUUCUGAAUUAGGCCGGACUCUCAGGAGUCCUUCAGGGCCUUCCUGCACGCUGGAACCAGGGUGGAUUUUUGGUCUUUCAUGAUCACUUUUAGCAUGGGAUCAGUAACCGUUUUUAAUUUAAUUGAGGAAUAGAGGAGGAAAGAGAAUCUUAUGUGUUUAUAAUCGUAGGAUCGAAAGGAUUCAACUUGGAUUUACUAGAUAUUAUUUUAUUUAUAGCCUGCCGAAGGUAUUGAACAUGUCCAACACACCUUCCUCCUCCUAUUUUCCCCACAACGACAACCCUGUGAGGUGGGCUGGGCUGAGAGGGAUUGACUGGCCCAAGGUCACCCAGCUGGCUUUCAUGCCUGAUGCAGGACUUGAACUCACAGUCGCUUUCUACCUUGGUGUUUCACCACUAGGCAAAACUGCCUUGUAUAACUUUGUAACAGCUCUGUAAUAUAGCUUGAUGCAGCCAUAUUGUUAUUUCCGAUGACCUUUAAUGGGCUCCUGAUUGACAGGUUUUAGAGAAGGAUUUGUGGAGAAUGUGGGGAGGAGUAUGAUGAAGAGUUGCUACUUUUACUUUAAGGGAGAGUGAUAAACUGUUAAUCUCCAUCAUACUUGCUUGGGCUGAAUGGAGGUUUUUCCGCACAUUUUUAUUUAAAUCCCUAUUAAUUGUAUAAUGAAGGCCUGUCAAUCGGGUGGCCCACGGGCCGGAUACAUCACAUGCAGGCCACUCUCACCCCAGCUCUGCAAAGGCAAAAACGUCGUGAUAUGUCACAAUCCAGCAUGCAACACAAUCAAAUUUGACACCCCUAAUAUACCGUAUUUUUGAAGUAUAAGACCCACCUUUUUCC
Molecule: messenger RNA, 2108 nt
Organism: Thamnophis elegans (Western terrestrial garter snake)
Lineage: Eukaryota; Metazoa; Chordata; Lepidosauria; Squamata; Natricidae
Product: H-2 class I histocompatibility antigen, Q9 alpha chain-like
Exons: 9
Coding region: 83-1174 (363 amino acids)
Biological process (GO): immune response
Cellular component (GO): external side of plasma membrane
Source: RefSeq, a predicted model, not a curated record